AUUCGGCCGGCCGCAUGCCAUCCCCGACGCUCCGCGCCAAGGUCCUCCUCCUCCAUGGCAGUGACACGAUCACGGACGACGAGGACGAGUGGCUCCCGACGACGCCAACGUCGACCGUCGUCACGGACGACUCGCCCGUCGUCGAGCACGGCGCCAACAUGACCACGCUCAAGCGCCGCAAGCCGCUCUUGCACCGGUUCUUUGGCCGCAAGGCGUCGCUGGACGUCUCGUAUGGCAGCGCCAGCUACGUCUACCACGGCGAGGACGCGAUGGCGGUUGGCAGCUACUACCAUGUUGUUGCGGACGGCGUGUCGGCCAGCGGGUCGGAGGAAACCGGCCGGCCGAGCCGCGAGAGCCCGUCCGCGCUCUUGGCGCGCACACUGGUCGAUUGCGUCGAGAAAGCGCUGGUGCAGUACGAAACCUUCUUGGUGCAGUGCCCGAACGCUGGCUCGACCACGGGGUUCCAAGACCGCGUGCUCUCGGCGAUAUCGCUUGCGCAGAGCCAGCUCACGUUUGCACCAACGAUGGCGUCGACUUUGGUCGUGUGCUACAUUGACCGCCGCGCACGGUGCCUCUACACGUUCUGCGUCGGCGACUCAAAGGCCAUUGUCGUCCGGAAAGGGCGGGUCGUCUACGAGACCUUUGCCGUCCUGAAAGAGUUCAACGCGCCGGCGGUCGUCAACGCCAAGUCGGUCUCGCGCUUCAUGGUCCAGACGCUCAGCCUCCAAUCUGGCGAUCGCCUCGUCACCUUCUCGGACGGCGUCGGCGACAACGUGUUCAAAGCCGACCUCUGCGCGUUAGUUGCACCGUCGCAUCCGCCGCGCCUCUCGGCCAAGUCCAAGAUGCUACACGCGAGCGCCGAGCUGCCCUCGUCCUUGUGCUCGAGCGUUGCGCACGCAGCGCUGGCCAACGACGGCCACGACUGGCGGGAGUACCCGUUCAGCGUCGCGGCGGCCAAGGAGUACGUCGGUCGCGUCGGCCGCAGCGGCGGGUGCGCGGAAAAGAAGAUUGCGGCGACGCUCAAGGCGGCGCUCAAGGACACACCUGCUACGUUUGACCGGAGCAUCGCGGCCUGUCCCGCCGAGGCGUACACGCACCACUACGCGCUCGCCCAAGUCCAGCGCAUGGCAAGCCUCACGCACAAGAAGCCCGACGACAUCUCCAUCUGUCUCUCCGUGUUUGCAUGAGCUCGCUCGCGUCCAUUCCUUUAUUUAACCCAUGUAUCGAUCGAGCCCGUAAACGUAAUUAAUGAAUCGACCAAGUAUGAACAAGCAA
Messenger RNA from Saprolegnia diclina VS20, 1275 nucleotides. RefSeq lists its product as hypothetical. The transcript has a single exon. The coding region runs from base 15 to 1187 and encodes 390 amino acids. The record is from RefSeq and is a predicted model, not a curated record. NCBI's taxonomy places the organism in Eukaryota, Oomycota, Saprolegniomycetes, Saprolegniales, Saprolegniaceae.